Messenger RNA from Dunckerocampus dactyliophorus (ringed pipefish), 3518 nucleotides. Its product is annotated as tumor necrosis factor receptor superfamily member 1A. Gene Ontology annotation, biological process: signal transduction. The transcript is spliced from 10 exons. The coding region runs from base 98 to 1279 and encodes 393 amino acids. Gene Ontology annotation, molecular function: protein binding. Gene Ontology annotation, cellular component: plasma membrane. The record is from RefSeq and is a predicted model, not a curated record. NCBI's taxonomy places the organism in Eukaryota, Metazoa, Chordata, Actinopteri, Syngnathiformes, Syngnathidae.
UCUGUCUCCACGCAGCAACCGUCAGAACAAGGCUAUCUGAACCUGGUCUCCCCACUGUUUCCUCCUGACAACACCCUGGGGAGUCCAAAUAGCAGUGAUGAUGCAUGAGGGGCGGGCCCGCAAGGAGCCAAAGUGGAUUCAAAAGAUUUUCCUAUUAAUGGCCUUACUUCCCAUUGGACAAAGUGACACGGACCUGCUGUACACUUCCAUUAAUUCGUGUUACAUGGAGUGUCCACCUGGUUAUCAUAAAGAAGGAAACUGCAAUGAUCCCAUUUCAAAGAACAGAUGUAAAAAAUGUGAGAGUCCCACAUUCACAGCAGAAUCCAACAGUCUGGAUGAAUGCCUGAGGUGUGACACGUGUGGUUCUUAUGAAGUGGAGAUACAGCAGUGUACCUUUAACAGUAACGUGGUAUGUGACUGCAUGGAUGGAUACUACAAUGCAGGCUCCAGUGAAAGCCUCCAUUGCCUCGCAUGCCACUGUGAAAACUGUAAAGAUUCUCAGAACAUCUCUUCUGAAGAUAGGAAGUGUGAGGCCUGUUUUCGGGAACAGUGUUUGAAAGAUGCACAAUGCAAGAUGAAAUGUUUAACUACAAGUGCAACUACUACAUUCACAACAGAGACAAUGCGUCCCAAGUCUUAUAGACCAUCACAAAAUGAAGUUUCACCUAAUGCAGGAAGUUAUGUCCAGUGGAUGACCAUCAUGCUGGUUGUGGUGCUCUGUUGGCUUGUGGUGCUCUGCAUCUGCUUUGCCUGCUACCCGUGCUCUCCUCCCUCCUGCAGAAACAAAAACCCUGACAAAGAUAAUGCAUGCUCAAAUGAAACUCACAGUCAUCCAAACAGUGACUCGAACAUGUUGAAAAUUAACAUUUCUGAUGAAAACACCAUGAUGACAUCAGUUGCACCAGUACAUCUUGACCACAUGGCGACUUCACUGCCAGACAAAGUUUCCAGACAAGAGAAGCCAUGCGAGCACUGGCCGCCCAUCGUCCUCUACGCCAUCAUCAAGGAGGUUCCCCCACGUCGGUGGAAGGAGUUCUUGAGGCUGCUCUCGGUGGCAGACCAACAACUAGAGCGUGUGGAGCUGGAGGUGGGCUUGGGUCUCCUGGAAAGGCAGUACCAGAUCCUGCUGCUGUGGAGCCAGGACUCCUCCUCCAGCCUGGAACGUGUCUUCUCCGCCUUGCAUUAUAUGGAUUUGUCAGGCUCUGCUCAGAUGCUGCAGAAGAACCUGGAGAAGCUUCAGUGGAGAAACCAGCCAAAUGAUGCUUCCAGUACGUGCUGAAGUUUCAUUUCACUUUCCAUUUGGAGACUUACAUAUACACUCAAUGACAGGAGAGCGUUACAAAGAACAGAAAUUGCAAUAAUGCCUAGAAUGCAGUUCUCAAAUUUUAUUAUUUUUAUUGGUUGUCAGAGUAAAAGAUCAAGCUUUUUUAAAUUAAUAAUUAAGCAACAAACACGUUUCUUGGGAAUUGUAUUUUUAGUAGUGAAUUCUUGUAUUCUUGUUUUUUUUAUUAUUAGUUUUUCGUAUGUAGUGUAUAUGUAAAUAAUGAGCUGUGGCGCCCUCUACCAUGCGUUCUAGCAAAUCAUACAUGUUAUGCAGUAGUCUUCAAGGGUCUGUAAUCAUUACAGAAAUGGUGAAUGACUGAUGGCCAAUUAGUUCCCACUUGUGCCGCAGCAAAAAUGUGUUGCUUGCAGCUAUGUUUUUCAACCAAUCUUUCUCCAUUUCUUUUGCGCAAAUUGCUUAUACUUUACAGACAUGUGUUUGUCAGCCCGAGCAAAGGAAUGAACCGAAUUCGGUGGUGAUUCGGCUAAACACCUUAAAUUUACAAUGUGUUUUGUAGAUCGCAUUGAGCUGUGUGAGAAAUUUCAAGUCAAUCCGACUUAUGGGGUCAAACUUUGGAGUUUAAUAACAGCACCACCAUAUUGUGAAUUUGUCAGAAAAAUAAUAGUAUAGGCAACACAGUAGAGGUGUAUGUUUUUCUAAAGUGUCACCCCUUUCUGUAGGGGUACAACAGUGAUUUUUCCCAAAUAGUCAUGUAGAGUAGAUGACUACUGUGCGGAGAGGCAGCCGCGAAUAGCACGAGUAAUUGAGAUGUACUGAAAAACAUUUGUUUUUGUUUAAUGAAUUUUUGUUUCAUGAAGUUUGCUAUGUCAACAGCACUACUGUACAUCAAUUUGCUUGAGUAAGUGCUAUCAGUUUGCAUUGAAUUAGCUUGACACACCCGUACUCACACAACAUACAGUAUACCAACAGCGGGUCGUCAAACCAAAAGUCUCCCUCACGGUGCAACCAAAAUAACAAAAAGUAACACGUGGAACACACAGUGUAAGUGCACCACAGGUAUUGAAAUUAUACACACUAAUACACAUGCAAAACAAUACAAUUUAAUACUAACUGUUAAGCCACAAAGCAUGCUGGGUAACUUCCUGUUGGGGACCUGCCUGUAAAUAUUCUUGUUGGGGAAAUGUGUGCAUGAGCUUCCCAGCAUGCCGUGCAGGUUAAAAUAAUGUUUAAAUAGUCUUGUUUUCAUGUACUGUACAAUAUGUGUGUAAUCUGUUUCAGUACCCGCAUAGUUGGUGUAGUACAGUUACGUUCCACAUGUGUUGCGCUGUGAGUGACGUAGGCAUUUGGGUUGUAAGCUAAGAGUGUAAAUAUCAAGCUCGUCUACUGCAUAUAAAGAACACCUCAAGCAAGUUGAAGUUUGUCUCUGAUUACUUUCUGAGCAACUCAAACUUUACAAAUGUAGAGCAAGUGAGAUAGGUUUGCUUAUAAUAUAUCUGCCUUAUUACAGAGCUUAUAAGCCGAAAGUGGUGUUUUUUCAUAGAAAUCAAAAACAUUUUUGGAUCAAAAAUCUGCAAAUGUAUACGAAAAUACAACGUUCCACUAUAGACAUGAUGAUGCUAUGGCAAUACUGUAUAUGACAUACUGUAUUUUACCUAGAUUGAGUCCAGGUUUUGGUAUUGAGCUAAGAAAGUCUGAGAAAUCCUGGCCGAGAUAAUGAACAUACUGUAUCAACGAUUGAAAUCCAUUGUCAAAUUUUUUCUCCUUUAAGUAUCAAAGAUUUGUUUCAGUCUUUUAGUUUAAAGUGUGGGGGGAUAUGUCUGGGACAUAUAUCAUAUUUUAUCUGACAAAAGAGUAUGGCUUCUUUCCCAGCAGCUCCCUUGCAAACCAAAAACAACAAUACUGAAACCCCCACAUGAUGUCAGAUUUUCAGUUUGCAGCAGACAAGUAGGCAACAGGCAUGAUUCACCCCCCACCACAUAUAUUCUGUCUGGUUUCUUUUUGUGGUUCGUGCGUAUCUCAUUUAGAGAUUGUUGUGCGUCUGUACAGCUACUGACAGGAAAGAACUUGGACUUUCCACUAAACUGAGAAUAACAUUCAGCUUUAUUAUGAAUUGGUAGUUUAUGUUUUUCAUUUUUGCCAAGCUAAAACAAAGCGAUCAAAAUCUGAAUACUUUAUUGAUCCCAAGGGUAAAAUCAAUUAUUUUGAUUUUGAAUGCCAGUAUUUAAUUUUUAAAGCU